Messenger RNA from Corylus avellana, 2412 nucleotides. It is a transcript of the gene PAL1, whose product is annotated as PHE ammonia lyase 1. Lineage: Eukaryota; Viridiplantae; Streptophyta; Magnoliopsida; Fagales; Betulaceae. Gene Ontology annotation, cellular component: cytoplasm. Gene Ontology annotation, biological process: L-phenylalanine catabolic process. Gene Ontology annotation, molecular function: ammonia-lyase activity. The record is from RefSeq and is a predicted model, not a curated record.
UAAGCCCCAUAACUCCCUCUUCUCAUCCCAGGAAAUCCCAACUCCACCAACCGAUUCCCUCUCUCUCUCUCUCUCUCUCACUCUCGCAACUCCCUUUUCUUGUCAUUUCUCUGUUUGGGUCAUUCUUUCAUUCACAUGGAGACCACCACCACCACCAAGAACGUCGAGAGUCUCUGCGUGGGCCAUGACCCGCUGAAUUGGGGAGCGGCUGCGGAGUCGCUCAAGGGCAGUCACUUGGAGGAGGUGAAGCGCAUGGUGGCCGAGUACAGGAAGCCGGUCGUCCGCCUCGGCGGUGAGACCUUGACGAUAUCGCAGGUGGCAGCCAUAGCCACCCGCGACUCCGGCGUCAAGGUGGAGCUCUCGGAGUCCGCCAGGGCCGGCGUGAAGGCCAGCAGCGACUGGGUCAUGGACAGCAUGACCUCCGGAACUGAUAGUUACGGCGUCACCACUGGGUUCGGUGCUACUUCACACAGGCGAACCAAUAAAGGCGCUGCCCUUCAGAAGGAGCUCAUUAGAUUUUUGAACGCUGGAGUAUUUGGCAAUGGAACAGAGUCGUGCCACACAUUGCCUCACUCAACAACAAGAGCAGCCAUGCUUGUGCGGAUCAACACCCUUCUCCAAGGGUACUCUGGCAUUAGAUUUGAAAUCAUGGAGGCAAUCACCAAGUUUCUCAACCAUAACAUCACCCCCUGUUUGCCACUGCGGGGUACAAUCACUGCCUCCGGUGAUCUGGUCCCUCUAUCCUACAUCGCCGGACUACUAACCGGCCGGCCCAAUUCUAAAGCCGUUGGACCCUCCGGCGAAUCCCUCGACGCCCUUGAAGCAUUCCGCCUUGCCGGUAUCGAUUCCGGGUUUUUUGAGUUGCAGCCUAAAGAAGGCCUUGCUCUUGUUAAUGGCACUGCUGUUGGUUCCGGCAUGGCUUCUACGGUUCUUUUUGAGGCAAACAUUCUUGCUGUUUUGUCAGAGAUCCUGUCCGCUAUUUUCGCUGAAGUUAUGCAAGGAAAGCCUGAGUUUACUGACCAUUUGACACACAAAUUGAAGCAUCAUCCUGGGCAGAUUGAAGCUGCAGCCAUUAUGGAACAUAUUUUGGAUGGAAGCUCUUAUGUCAAAGAAGCUAAGAAGUUGCAUGAGAUGGAUCCUCUGCAGAAGCCUAAGCAAGACCGCUACGCUCUCAGAACUUCACCGCAAUGGCUUGGCCCGCAGAUUGAAGUUAUCAGAUAUUCAACCAAAUCGAUUGAAAGGGAGAUUAACUCUGUCAACGACAACCCAUUGAUUGAUGUUUCAAGGAACAAGGCUUUGCAUGGCGGCAACUUCCAAGGCACCCCAAUUGGUGUCUCAAUGGAUAACACCCGUUUGGCUGUUGCAUCAAUCGGAAAACUCAUGUUUGCGCAAUUUUCUGAGCUUGUCAAUGAUUUUUACAACAAUGGGCUGCCGUCAAAUCUCUCUGCUAGCAGGAAUCCAAGCCUGGAUUAUGGUUUCAAGGGGGCUGAAAUCGCCAUGGCAUCUUAUUGUUCCGAGCUUCAAUUUAUGGCGAAUCCGGUCACUAGCCAUGUCCAGAGCGCAGAGCAGCACAACCAAGAUGUGAACUCUUUGGGAUUAAUCUCCUCAAGGAAAACAGGGGAAGCUAUUGAAAUAUUGAAGCUUAUGUCUUCCACUUUUCUGAUAGCACUUUGCCAAGCUAUUGAUUUGAGGCAUUUGGAGGAAAAUUUGAAGAGCAUUGUCAAAAAUACAGUGAGCCAGGUGGCUAAGAGAACUCUAACAACUGGUGUUAAUGGAGAGCUUCAUCCAUCCAGAUUCUGUGAGAAGGAUUUGCUCAAAGUGGUUGACAGAGAAUACCUGUUUGCCUAUAUCGAUGAUCCCUGCAGUGCCACCUACCCAUUGAUGCAAAAAUUGAGGCAAGUUCUCGUUGAUCAUGCGUUGACCAAUGGCGAGAAUGAGAAGAAUGCAAACAACUCCAUCUUCCAAAAGAUUGUAUCUUUUGAGGAAGAACUGAAGACCCUUUUGCCAAAAGAAGUGGAGAGUGCAAGGAUUGCAUAUGAGAGUGGGAAUCCUGCAAUUUCUAACCGCAUUAAGGAAUGCAGGUCUUAUCCAUUGUACAGAUUUGUGAGGGAAGAAUUGGGGACCGGAUUGCUGACCGGAGAAAAGGACAGGUCUGCCGGCGAGGAUUUUGAUAAGGUGUUUACAGCAAUGUGUCAGGGGAAGAUCAUUGAUCCUCUGUUGGAUUGCCUCAGGGAAUGGAAUGGUGCUCCCAUUCCAAUAUGUUAAAUUUUAUUUUUGAACCAUUGAAGGGAAGGGAAAAUGGGCGUUGCUGGCCCUUAUAACCUUCAAUGUUCAGCUUUUCCACUUUUGUGUGCUACAAUUCCACUGUCAAGAAAUAAUAUUUGAUCAAAAAAGCUAUGUUAAAUUACUCCA